Messenger RNA from Chara braunii, 1629 nucleotides. NCBI's taxonomy places the organism in Eukaryota, Viridiplantae, Streptophyta, Charophyceae, Charales, Characeae. The record is from the annotation of a GenBank genome assembly.
GGUGAAGUUUAUCCUGGAAUUAUAAACUUUAGGUUGCAAGGAAAGGGCAAGGAGUUGGCUGGUGGCUGGGAAGCGUUUCCGCGGCGCCUGACUCGCUCUCACGUUCGGCUUUCGCGCGAAGCUUCGUGACCCGGGUGAGCCACAGUUCGCUAUGGCGGCCAUUGCUUCUUCCUCCGCUGCGGCGGCAUUGAAGGUAGCCGCUCUCAACAAGGAGUUUCUGGGGCAGAACGUGGUUAGCGGCCCUGCUGCUACCGUCAGGUGCGUCGCGGCCCCGAAGUCUUUGAGAGUGGUCGCCGCAAAGAAGGCCGCUGCUGCCAAACCCAAGGCAGCUGCCAAGAAAGCGGCUCCUGCUCCCUCCAACCCGGAGCUCGCCAAGUGGUAUGGUGCGGACCGCAGGAUCUACCUCCCGUCGGGACUGUUGGACCCGUCCGAGAUUCCCGAGUACCUCAUUGGAGAGGUCCCUGGCGAUUAUGGAUAUGACCCAUUGGGUCUGAGCAAGAAGCCAGAGGACUUCGACAAGUACCGGGCCUAUGAGCUCAUCCACGGUCGAUGGGCCAUGCUGGGAGCUGCCGGUUUCAUCCUUCCUGAGGCCUUCAACAAGUUCGGUGCCAACUGUGGUCCCGAAGCAGUGUGGUUUAAGACCGGUGCCCUGCUGCUCGAUGGUGGCACCCUUAACUGGUUCGGUCUGCCGAUCCCCAUCAACCUUGCUGUUGCUGUCGUCCUGGAGGUCGCUCUCAUGGGAGCAGUCGAGUUCUACAGAUCCUCGAACAAGGGACCGUUGGGUGAGGACCUGGACAAGCUUCACCCUGGUGGCGCGUUCGACCCGUUCAACCUGGCAAGCGAUCCGGACACAUUUGCAGUCCUGAAGGUUAAGGAGAUCAAAAAUGGCCGCCUGGCCAUGUUCUCCAUGCUUGGUUUCUUCAUCCAGGCCUAUGUCACUGGUGAUGGCCCUGUUGAGAACCUCGCCAAGCACUUGAGCGACCCCUUCGGCAACAACCUCCUUACUGUCCUUGGAGGUGGCAUUGAGAAGAUGCCUACCUUAUAGAUGGUUUACUGCUGCCAGACUAACGGGAGGGCCUUGAGGCUAGCCAACUGAUCUCAUGCAACAGGCAUAGCUAGAUUAUGAACUUGGGGGUCCGUCACUGCCACGUGCUAACAUGGAUGUCCACCCUCUUGGGUUCCUCGCACCAUGUUGUUCGCAUGGGCAGAGGGGGGUGGCAAUCAGAAAGCAUUGCAAUGAGAGAGGGAAGGAGAAAUAGGAGAGAGGUGCCAGCCACAUGGCAGGCAGCAUCUUGGAAGAAGAAGGAAGACAUUCAAUAAGUAGGUUGAAAAAAGACAUGCAAUAAGUAGGUUGAAAUUUUAAUGUACAGCCAGAAUGCGAUGUUGGAUAAGGAAAGAAGAGGGACCAAGGGAGAGAAUGAGAGAGGCGAGGCUGUGCUUGUGUGCAUUUGAUUAGCCGUGAAAGUCUCAAAGAGACCAAUUCUGUUUCGUCUUUAGUGGAAUCUUGGUGGGGGGGGGGGGGGAGGAGGGGGGAUGUUGACUUCCAUUCAAUUCUUGAGUGUCACCUGCUGUACAGUGAGGAAAUGCGCCGACUUUUACAUAGAUGUAUUUUUAUUGUGCUUGCCAAAG